Molecule: messenger RNA, 545 nt
Organism: Aaosphaeria arxii CBS 175.79
Lineage: Eukaryota; Fungi; Ascomycota; Dothideomycetes; Pleosporales
Exons: 1
Coding region: 131-451 (106 amino acids)
Source: RefSeq, a predicted model, not a curated record
CUUCUUCUCGCAAGCCUCACGAUCUGUGAACCCAUGACAUGGCAGACAGAGACAGGGGAUGGGAAAUCGGGUUUGGGGAGAUCCAGAGCGGCGGUGGGGUGGCGCGUAAUGUGUAGGUAAUGUACAAGGUAUGCCGCCGGGUGGCGAAAAGGAAAUCCUGCUUUUGUUGUUUCUUUUUUUGUGUGGCUUUGCCAUUUCCUUUUUUCAUCUAUAUCUUCUAAGAGUUACAACAACAGGGGUUCAAAGGAUGGUGGAUUCGCGAGGGAUCAUGAUGAUCCUUUUUUUAUUGCGAGGCGGUGGACGAGGCGUCGAAUCAGGUUGGUAUACUUGCUUCUUUGUUGGUGGUGGAUGCUCCAGAGUCCAGGGUAAUGAAUCACGGGUCAUCAUCAUCAAGUGGGUAGAUAUCUUCCGAGGAUAUGAUGAGAAUUCCAAAUGCCAGGGGUGGUUUUGAUAUUAUGUUUCCUUCGUUCCGUUCGGCCGUUCUCAGGUGUUCAUGUGCGUAAGGGGAGAUGUGAUACGAGCGAGGCGAUGCGAUGCUGCAAUUC